This is a messenger RNA of Cladophialophora bantiana CBS 173.52, 288 nucleotides long. RefSeq lists its product as uncharacterized. NCBI's taxonomy places the organism in Eukaryota, Fungi, Ascomycota, Eurotiomycetes, Chaetothyriales, Herpotrichiellaceae. The record is from RefSeq and is a predicted model, not a curated record. The transcript has 2 exons. The coding region runs from base 1 to 288 and encodes 95 amino acids.
AUGGUUCACAAGAUCCUGUUCUGGGCCGGUUUCGGCAUCGCCACACGCUUCGUCCAACUCGGCAUAGAGAUGAGACCUUUUUUCCAGCGCGGCACGUUAUGGGUAUACCCGCUCUUCGCGAGCAUUGGGGGUUCGUUUGGUUAUUGGUUGACAGGCGUGGAGGAUAGACAAGUCAAGCUCUUACAACAGCGGAAAGAGAUUAUAAUCGAGAAGAGACGACGGAGGGCCGAACGGGAAGCUGCUGCUUCUUCCGCCGAGACCGCAGGUGUGCUGGCGUCGACGAGUUAA